AUGUCCUGGCUCACCAAAACCAUAUCCUCACUCGCCAAACGACCCUCAUCCGUCCUCCGACCUAUUACCCGACAAAGUCUUCCUCAACUGCAACACCAACAACGAACCUACCACCUCACCCAAUCUCGCCCCGUCCACCCCUCCUCCUCCCCCUCCGCCCAACAAUCAACAACUACAACCGUCCUGCACGAAGACCACCUCACGAACCCCAACUUCCCAACCCCGACAAGCACAGAAAAUGAGCAAACCCACAUCGACACCCUAAUCUCAUCUCUGACCCUCGUCCAAUCCCUCCGCAACAACCCCUCCUACAAAGAAUCCCGCCCCCACCACUCCAUGGAUCCAUCCCUCCGCUCAAUGCAUUUCGUCGCCGGUUCGCUAGCGGGGAAGAACAAGGUUACCGUUGCGCCGUUUAUGUGGAUGUCCAACCCUUCCUCUCGCUCUCCCUCUAAACCCUCUUCGCCUUCGGCGAGCACCGACAAAGAGGAACUAGCAGGAAGCCACCUCUACUCGAUCUUCCACAUAGGGGCGCACCUCUGCGGACACCCGGGGUACGUGCACGGCGGGUUGUUGUCGGUGAUGUUCGACGAGGCGUUUGCGCGGUGCGUGUCGACGUCGUUUCGCAGUGGGUCGGGAAUGACGGCGAAUCUGAAUGUGGAUUUCCGGAAGCCGGCGCUGCCGGGGAGGUUGUAUGUGCUUGAGGCAGGGACUGUAAGGGUUGAGGGGAGGAAGGCGUGGGUUGAGGGGCGAUUGGUUUGUUUGCCGGAAAUUGGGAACGGGGAGGAGGGGGAGGGGGUGAUGGUUGCGGAGGCGAGGGCUUUAUUUGUUGAGCCUAAGUUUGCGGAGUCGAUGAUUCCGUUGUAUAGAGGUUGA
This is a messenger RNA of Aspergillus chevalieri, 873 nucleotides long. RefSeq names its product PaaI family thioesterase. Bases 1 to 873 code for a protein of 290 amino acids. Lineage: Eukaryota; Fungi; Ascomycota; Eurotiomycetes; Eurotiales; Aspergillaceae. The transcript has 2 exons. The record is from RefSeq and is a predicted model, not a curated record.